UGUGAUUGUCAUAAAUAAUAAUAAUUUUUCUAUAUGGAAGCAGAUCCUUUUAUUAAGAUCAUAGUAGUAGGAGAACAAGCUGUAGGUAAGACAUGCUUGUUAAAUUAAUAUUGUUAUGAAAGAUUUGAAGCAAAUAGCCCUCCAACAAUAGGAUGUGAUUUUACUACUAAGGUGACAUAAGCAAAUGGAUAGACAGUUAGAUUAUAAUUAUGGGAUAUUGCUGGAUAAGAGAAAUACAAUGCUGUAAGUAAAUUGUAUGUUAGAGGAGCUUUAGGUAAUUUAAACAAAUAAAAUGAGGUUGUCUAAUAGUUUGUGAUAUAAAGGAUUCUAAUUCUUUAGAGGAAACUUUAAAAUGGAAAAGUAUCAUUGAAGAAAAUAGUGAUUAAAAUAAUAUUCCCAUAAUGUUGGUUCAAAAUAAGUGUGAUUUAGUAAGCAAUGAUGAAAAGACCACUAUGUAUUAGAAUUUAUAAGGUUUUGCAAAAAUAAAUAAAUUUUUCUCAUGCAUUCAAACCAGUGCAAAAGAUGGCACAGGAUUAAAAGUAAUGAUGUGAAAUAGAUUAAUAGUAAUUAUUUACAGACUUAAUUUAAGAGAUUAUAGAUAAAGGAUUACUAGUUAAUCAAUAGAAGAAUUUUAAAUAAAGUACAAAUGUAUAAUUAAAUUCUGCUUAAAGUUAAUAGUAACAAUAACAUAAAAAAGACAAGUCUUGUUGUUGA
Messenger RNA from Paramecium sonneborni, 714 nucleotides. Lineage: Eukaryota; Ciliophora; Oligohymenophorea; Peniculida; Parameciidae. The record is from the annotation of a GenBank genome assembly.